AUGAUCAAUCUUAAUAUAUCCAAGACAAAAUCCAUGUUCUAUAUAAUCAUAUGUAUGCUGUUUGCUAUACCUUCUUGUGUUUUCUCAACUAAUGAGCUUCAUGAUCGCUGCAGUCAACCCUUUAGGUGCGGCGAUCAAAGCGGUCUAUUGUACCCUUUCUGGACAUCUGGCAGAGAAGACUGUGGCCACCCUGAGUUCAAGCUUAACUGUAGUGGUGGAUUCGCAGAGCUAAGUAUCUCCUCCGUGAAGUUUAGAAUCUUAGAGGCGAACUAUAACUCUCGUUUCAUAAGACUGGCGAGAUCGGAUUUUAUCGGUGGUCUUUGUCCUAAAGAUCCUUCAAAUGCGCCAUUUGACCAAAAAGUCCUUCCACUUGUUCCUACCACCGAGCUUCUAACAAUUUAUUACGACUGCCGCCAAGACUUUUCACAGUAUGUUUCUACUUAUGUUGGAGAGCUUGCUUGUGAUAAUGAUGAUGAUUAUGAUGAUGAAAGAAUAAAUUAUUAUGUGACGAGAAACCUCUCGUCCCCUCUAUUUGAAGGGAUUAGUAGCUUUUUAAAUGACUUCAGGGUAUAUUGCGAUAGAAAUGUCAGUAUACCUGCAUCUGGCCCCGCGCUGAACAGGCUACAGUUGAAUUCAAGUACAGAUAAUCUAAAGAAGACUCUUGAACAAGGUUUUGUGCUUGGACUUAACCAAGAUUGUUCGACGUGCACAGACGUUAUGGGUGCUUGUGGAUAUAAUAAGAGCUCAAGUGGAUUCAUCUGCUAUAAUAUAGAAGAAGCCAAUAACCGUACGAGAAAAAAAGUGUUCUGUAUUCAGAUCGAACUGACUUUUUUUUUUCUGGUGACAUUCCAUGGUGAAGACCUUUCUACUGGAGCAAUAGCAGGUUUAAUAGCAGGUGUUAUUCUGUUUCUGUUUCUGGUUUUAGCAUUGUUUCUCCAACUUAUCCGAAAGAGAAACAAAAAGGCAUUUAUUUCACAGCCAAAACUCAAAGCACUUAUUCCACUAAAGCAGUAUAGUUACUCACAAGUAAAAAAAAUUACAAAGUCAUUCGCGGAAGUGGUUGGAAGAGGAGGGUUUGGUACUGUCUAUAGAGGAACCCUUUCUGAUGGCCGUAGUGUUGCAGUGAAGGUAUUGAAAGACGCAAAAGGUUAUAGUGGUGAAGAUUUCAUAAAUGAAGUUGCAAGUAUCAGCCAAACUUCUCAUAUCAACAUUGUCACCCUGCUAGGAUUCUGCUAUGAAGACACAAGAGGUACAAUAGGGUACAUUGCACCUGAAUUGUUUUCAAGAAUGUACGGUAGAGUCUCACACAAGUCAGAUGUGUAUAGCUAUGGAAUGCUGGUCCUUGAGAUGAUAGGGGCAAGGAACAAACAAGAAGUUGGUCCUAGCACAAGUUCAAUGUACUUUCCUGAAUGGAUAUAUAAGGAUCUUGAGAUUAGAGGCAGUGGGAGUCAUAUGGAAAAUGGAGUCAGUAGUGAAGAAGAGGAGAUGGUGAGAAAGAUGACAUUGGUGGGUUUGUGGUGUAUUCAGUCUUCUCCAUCAGAUCGUCCACCGAUGAACAGAGUAGUGGAGAUGAUGGAAGGAAGUGUGGAUGCUCUUGAAGUUCCUCCUAGACCUGUUUUUCAAAUUCCAGCAGAGCCUCUUCAAGAAUCUUCUACACUUUCAGAGAAUAUAUCAGGGGGAAACUGUCCCAAAAGUUGUGGUCAUCCAUCGCUCAAGCUUCACUGCUUCAAAAACACAACGUCUCUAAUCAUCUCAGACCAUCUGUACGAGGUUCUCCAUAUAGAUGAAGCAUCUAACACUCUUAGACUUGCUAGAGCAGACCUUCGAGAUUCUUUCUGCAACGGUACAUUCACAGAUGCAACAUUGCCUACCGAAAUAUUUGAGCUUUCGCCAAUGUACAAGAGCCUCACGGUUUUCCACCACUGCAACUCUAAGCUUCCUUACCGUUCAAGUUAUACAUGUCCUGGUAAUAAAGGCCCUAUCUCAGUGUCUCAAACCAUUGAUUAUCAUAACUCCUGCACUGAAUGUUUCACAAUUAACGUUCCUAAGAGCUUUGUUCCGGAAGAGAAAGAGUUGAACAUGACCAAAUUUCAAAGUGUUUUGAGUAAAGGAUUUGAGGUGAAGAUCAUGAGCUUCACACACGCUGCAUUACCCCCUUUUAGCUGCGGCAAUCAGAGCGGUCUCUUGUACCCUUUCUGGAUACCUGGAAGAGAAGAAUGUGGCCAUCCUGACUUCAAGCUCGACUGUCACAGCAGUGUCGCAGAGAUUAACAUAUGCUCUGUUAAGUACAGGAUCUUAGCGGCAAACUAUACAUCACGUGUCAUAAGAUUAGCAAGAUCAGAUUAUUCCGGUGGUUUGUGUCCCCAACACCCAAUAAACGGGCCGUUCAGCCAAAACGUCCUUCCCUUUGCGCCUGAUACCGACAUGCUGACGAUUUAUAAUGAAUGCCCAUCCGACUUUCCAAAGUAUGUUUCUUCUUACGUUGGAGAUCUUGAUUGUGACGUUAAUGAGAAAAGUUACUAUGUGACAACAAACCUCUCGUCUCCUUUGAAAGAUUUGGGUGGAAUGUGUAAAAGAAACGUCAGUAUUCCUGCAUCUGGACCGGCGCUGGACACACUGCAGAAGGAUACAAGUCGAGAUAAUCUAAAGAAGGCUCUUGAAGAGGGUUUCAAGGUUGGACUUCACAAAGAAUGUUUGAUGUGCAUGGACUCUGGGGGAGCUUGUGGAUAUAAACAUGGCUCAAAGAGUUUUCUCUGCUACUGUGUAGAUCAUCCUCAUGGCCGUACCUGCAGAAACAAAGGAAUGGAGUAUGCUUUUGGGUUGGUGGCAAUCAUUCUUAUAGCCGGAGGUUUGUACUGUGUUAUCAGCCGGAGAAGGAAAACAUUAGAUGUUCCUAGCCAACUUAAUCUAAAGGCCCUUAUUCCGCUGAAACACUAUAGCUAUGCUCAGGUAAAGAGAAUCACAAAGUCGUUCGCCAUAGUUGUCGGGAAAGGCGGAUUUGGAACUGUCUACAGAGGAACCCUUUGUGAUGGUCGUAGUGUGGCGGUGAAGGUCUUGAAAGACACAAAGGGUAAUGGUGAAGACUUCAUCAAUGAAGUUGCGAGCAUGAGCAAAACAUCUCAUGUCAACAUUGUUACCCUGCUAGGAUUCUGUGCUGAAGGUACCAAGAGAGCCAUUCUUUACGAAUUUCUAGAGAAUGGAUCUCUUGAUAACUUCAUCUCAAGCACAAAGUCAUCAAAUAAAGACUGGAUGAUGCUAUAUGGAAUUGCAUUAGGCAUUGCUCGUGGACUAGAGUACUUGCACCAUGGAUGCAGAACAAGGAUUGUACAUUUCGACAUAAAACCGCAGAAUGUACUCUUGGAUCACAAUCUUUGCCCCAAAAUGUCAGACUUUGGCCUUGCUAAGCUUUGUGGGAGGAAAGAAAGCAUGUUGUCGUUGCUAGACACAAGAGGUACAAUAGGGUACAUUGCACCCGAAGUGUUUUCAAGAGUGUAUGGUAAAGUCUCCCACAAGUCAGAUGUGUAUAGCUAUGGAAUGUUGGUUCUUGAAAUGAUAGGAGCAAGAGCCGAACCAUCAACUGAAGACAAUGCAUCUACCACAAGCUCAGUAUACUUUCCAGAAUGGAUCUAUACGGAUCUUGCGGAGGGAGACAGUGGAAGGCCUAGAGGAAAUGGAAUCACCUUUGAAGAAGAGGAGAUAGCAAAAAAGAUGACAUUGGUGGGUUUGUGGUGUAUUCAAUCUUCCCCUUCAGAUCGCCCAUCGAUGAACAGAGUGGUGGAGAUGAUGGAAGGAAGUCUUGAUGAUCUUGAAGUCCCUCCAAAGCCUGUUUUACAAGCGCCUCUUCCAGAAUCUUCUACGCUUUCAGAGGAUAUUUCUGUUUCUACAGAAAUAUGUUCAAUGAAUAUCGUAUAA
This is a messenger RNA of Eruca vesicaria subsp. sativa (arugula), 3912 nucleotides long. The record is from the annotation of a GenBank genome assembly. Lineage: Eukaryota; Viridiplantae; Streptophyta; Magnoliopsida; Brassicales; Brassicaceae.